CCUUCAGAAAUAGCUCAUAGUAAUGCAUACAAAACCAUAAAAUAAAGUGCAUUAGUAAUAAAAAGUGUUUUUCAUAUGGCUCCUCUGUAUUGCCUUCUUGUUUUCUUUGUACACACCUUCUCCAGGGAAGUUUAUUCUGCCAUUGAGAACCAAAGCAUAAGCUCCACACAAAUCAUCAAAGAUCCUGAAUUUAUUCUAUCAAAAAAUGGUACUUUUAAGCUUGGAUUCUUUAGCCCACCAAACUCGGCGAAUCGUUACGUAGGAAUUUGGUUCAACCAAGUUCCUGUGCAGACUGUUGUUUGGGUAGCCAACCGAGACAAACCCAUCACUGAUUCAUCUGGUGAACUGAAGAUUUCCGUGGACGGAAAUCUUCAGUUAACCAUGGGUCAGGAAACGAUCAUUUGGUCUACAAAUGUACCAAAUAUAACCAUAAAUAACUCUACUGCUCAGCUUCAGGAUACUGGGAACCUUGUUUUACUGCAGCAUAACUCAACUGAUGUACCAACAACAGUUUGGCAGAGUUUUGAGCAUCCUACAAAUACAUUCUUACCUGGUAUGAGACCAACAAUUUCAAACACUCCUAAUAACAAAAAAGUUAUGUUCCAAUCAUGGAAAAGCCCAUCCGAACCAUCGGAGGGGAACUUUUCGAUCGGUAUUGGUAUCACAGGCGGCGUUCCCCAGAUUUUCACAUGGAACAACGGUACGAAUUUUUGGCGGACCGGUCCAUGGGAUGGAAACAAUUUCAUUGGACUUCCGAACGUUGAUAGCACUUUGAAGGAUGGAUUUGUCCUUGAAAAAAAUGAUGACUUAGGAACACUUGACAUGUCAUUUGAUCCAGAAGAUGCCAAUUUUUUUUUCAACUAUGUGGUAGAUGUUAAUGGUACUAUCAUAGAACAGUACUGGGAUGCUGAUAGCAAGACUUGGACAGCAGGGUGGGUAGGUCCAUCAACUCCAUGUGAGGUUUAUGGAACGUGUGGGGCUUUUGGUUCUUGUGAUCAUGGCUCUGCAUCUUGCAGAUGCUUGAGAGGGUUUCGACCACGAAAUGAUCAGGAAUGGCGAAAGGGAAAUCAUAGCAGCGGGUGUGUGAGACGGACAAAGCUUCAAUGUAACAGUAGCACCCAAGGAAGCAACGAAGACAGUUUUUUAAGGCUACAGACGAUGAAAGUGCCUGAUAAUGUGGUGCAGAGAUCAGCAUUCAGUCAAGAUGGUUGCAGAAGUCAGUGUGUGUCCAACUGUUCAUGUUUAGCUUAUGCAUAUCAUUUGAAUAUCGGAUGUAUGAUAUGGACAGAAGAUUUGAUUGACACACAGGCAUUUUCCUCUGGUGGGGUGGACCUUUUCCUCCGGAUAGCUGCAUCAGAGCUAGAGGAAAGCAAAAGUCAUAAGAGGACUGCAAUUAUUACAUCUGUUACCAUCUUAGGCACAAUAGUAGCCGCUAUACUCAUUUUCUUCCUAUGGAGGCGGAUGAUACAUAGAGGAAAGAGCGAGAGAAUAUCGAACAGAUACAAGUUAAACGUUGGCCAACUUGAACUACAAGAGCCACCGCUUUAUACAUAUGAUUUAUUGAGAUACGCGACAGACAAUUUUGAUGAAAAUAACAAACUUGGAGAAGGUGGUUUCGGCCCAGUUUAUAAGGGGAUAUUGGCAAAUGGACAGGAGAUAGCAGUAAAAAGACUUUCAACAUCUUCCGGACAAGGCAUGGAAGAAUUUAUGACAGAAGUGAAGGUGAUCUCUAAACUUCAGCACAGAAAUCUUGUUAAACUUCUGGGCUGUUGUAUAGAAGGAGAUGAAAAAUUGUUAGUUUAUGAAUACAUGCCUAAUAAAAGCUUGGAUGCUUUUCUCUUCGAUCCCCUGCAUAGAGAACUUCUAUCCUGGGAGAAACGCUUCACUAUCAUUGAGGGCAUUUGUCGCGGGCUCUGCUACCUUCACAGGGAUUCCAGAUUAAGGAUUAUUCAUAGGGAUCUAAAACCUAGUAAUAUAUUGUUGGAUGAAGAUCUUAACCCUAAAAUUUCUGAUUUUGGCAUGGCACGAAUAUUUGGGGGAAACCAAGAUCAAGCUAACACCAGAAAAGUGGUUGGAACCUACGGUUACAUGUCCCCUGAAUAUACAAUGGGGCACUUCUCCGAGAAAUCUGAUGUCUACAGCUUUGGAGUCAUACUAUUAGAAAUUGUCAGUGGGAAAAGAAACUCCAACUUCCACCGUGAUGAGCAAUGUUUAACGCUAAUGGGAUAUGCAUGGAAAUUGUGGAAUGAGGGAAAUACGAUUGCAUUGAUUGAUCAAGUGAAUUUUGAUCCGCGCUUUCAGAAAAGCAUUCUAAGGUGCAUACAGAUAGCACUAUUAUGCGUCCAAGAACUUGGCAAAGACAGGCCAAACAUCUCAACUGUUAUAUCCAUGCUUGAUACAGAUACAGAACAGCUACCACACCCCAGAAAACCUCCAUUUACCGAAUGGGAGACUUCUUCAGAGGACCAAAGCAGCUCCAUCCUCAGCGGUUCCACCAACACUUAUUCCACUACAAUCAUACAGGGUCGGUGACAAGAACUCUCGAAUAUAGCAGUCAGAGAAAAAUUAAUCAGUGCCCUGUUUGUAAGUCUAGCAUAGUCCAUAGGUGUGAUGCGCUUUUUGAAGUAGAUCAACUUUGUAUACAUUAAACAGUAAAUAUGAAGUUCUACAUGUGAAAUUUCUCUUGAAUAACUUACAGUAUGGAUUGGAUUUGACAUUCAUCUUUAUGGUGAUUCUCUACUUAUUGUUUCUUGGA
Molecule: messenger RNA, 2755 nt
Organism: Beta vulgaris subsp. vulgaris (sugar beet)
Lineage: Eukaryota; Viridiplantae; Streptophyta; Magnoliopsida; Caryophyllales; Amaranthaceae
Product: G-type lectin S-receptor-like serine/threonine-protein kinase At1g11330
Exons: 7
Coding region: 76-2532 (818 amino acids)
Biological process (GO): protein phosphorylation; recognition of pollen
Molecular function (GO): protein serine/threonine kinase activity; ATP binding
Source: RefSeq, a predicted model, not a curated record